CAGACCCUCCCUGCUACGUUCGGGAGUCCGCGGCGCUGCUGCUCCCGCCGCCGCCGCCGCUGCCGCUGCGCUCUCGGCGCGCGCUUCUCCCGGUGCAGACAACAAAACAAAACGAGGAAGCAAAGAUGACUAAUCUGGGAACAGAAUUAUAAUGGAAAUUACCAGGAAAGCAGCAACUGCAGAUGCCGACGGAAGAUACCCCAUUUUCACGCAAAUUGAGGCUGUUUUGCAUCAGCCUGCAGAACUGGUUUCUGCUGUGGCUUAAGCAGGAUGAACGAGCCAAAGAGAGAUCUUCUUUUCUGCAAAAGUAGUGACGGUUGUCCUCCUUAAAGUCAUUGAGAAGACUACAUGCAAGCAUUCUGAAGAAAUGAAAGAAGUCGAGCUCUGGUCACGCAAGGAAGUGGCAGAUUGGUUGUUGGAGAAUGCGGUGCCCGAAUACUGUGAACCGCUGAAGCAUUUAUCUGGGCGUGAUUUGAUCAACUUAACCAAGGCCGAUUUUGAGAAGCCCCCCUUGUCGCGAGUGACUUCCGACAGCGGGCAGCAGCUCUUAGACAUGAUAGAGACUUUGAAAAUAGAACACCACAUCGAGGCGCACAAAAAUGGGCACGCCAAUGGCCACCUCAGCAUCAGCACAGAAGCCCCGGCCAGCGAAAACGGCUUCAGCAAAGCCCCCAAGCCAAACGGGGUGCCGAACGGCUACAGGAAAGAAAUGAUAAAAAUCUCCAUGCCGGAUCUGGAACGGUCUCAGUAUCCUGUGGAGUGGGAGAAGACGUUUCUGGCUUUCCUUUAUGCACUCUGCUGUUUCUUCCUGACCACGGUGACAAUCUCACUUGUCCACGAACGAGUACCUCCCAAAGAGGAGGAGCCCCCCCUUCCAGAUGCUUUCUUUGAUUACUUUAACCGGGUUCAAUGGGCCUUUUCUAUCUGUGAAAUUAACGGUUUGAUCCUCGUAGGACUUUGGUUAGUUCAGUGGCUGCUUUUAAAAUACAAGUCUAUUAUUGGCAGAAGAUUUCUUUGUAUAGUUGGCACAUUGUACUUAUAUCGGUGUAUUACAAUGUAUGUAACGACACUCCCAGUACCUGGCAUGCAUUUCAACUGUUCGCCAAAGCUUUUUGGCGACUGGGAAUCACACAUGAGAAGGAUCAUGAAGCUGCUUGCCGGGGGCGGGCUGUCAAUCACAGGAGCCCAUGACAUGUGCGGUGACUACCUAUACAGCGGCCAUACGGUGAUGUUAACUCUGACAUACUUAUUUAUCAAAGAGUAUUCACCUCGGCGAUUGUGGUGGUAUCAUUGGAUUUGCUGGGCUCUCAGCAUAGUUGGGAUGUUCUGUAUUCUUUUAGCUCAUGAUCACUACACUGUGGAUGUGGUGGUGGCUUACUACAUCACUACAAGACUUUUCUGGUGGUAUCAUACCAUGGCCAAUCAACAAGUGCUAAAAGAAGCUUCUCAGACUAAUCUCCUUGCACGGGUGUGGUGGUACAGACCCUUCCAGUACUUUGAAAAGAAUGUCCAAGGCAUUGUACCACGUUCCUAUCAUUGGCCUUUUUCCUGGCAAGCUUUGCACCUCGGCCGGUCAGCAAAAUACAGCAAACUGGUGAAUGAUACAUAACAGAUAACAAUAAGGAGCUGGCGAGAGAACUGUCUGAAAAGUGCUCGGAACUCCCCUAGAUGUGACGCCAUAGCAAUUGAACUGGUCCCUUAAUUCUACCUUUUAACCCUUACCUUGACUUUAAUCUCUUACCUGGUAAGCACUGUGAUAACUUUUUUUUUCUCCAAAGGAUCUGCGAUGGACAACAAUAAAAUUAUGGUAACUCAUCAUGCACUGUAUACAUUUCUUGUUAAUAGAUUAUGGAUUUGCAUUGCUCAUCACCCUGUUUCUUUGUAUAUGAUGCAGCAGCAUAACAACAGACAAAAAAGCUUUUAUAUCAUUAAGUUCUGGUCUUUCCAGUCAGAUCUGGGAAUGAAGCAUAUUAUUUUCUUGGGAAAACAUAAUUUUCAUAUCUCUUGCCCCAAAGAUUGGGCUGUAAGCCAUUUUCUAGCAAAUGUCUAUAUGAAGGUUUCUAAAUACCUGACUUGGAUAAAUAAAUAUACAGGAAUCUUUCUUAUCUGUUUCACUGAAGCUACAAAAUGAUAGACGCGGAAAGGUUUGGUAAUCAUUGAUUUUGUAAAUCUGCAGUGACAGUGUCAAAACGGUGCAAAAAAAAUAAUAAUAAUACUAUUCUGUUGUAAAGUGAUUUUCUAAGUAUUUCCUAACUUUAUUUUUCAAAAGAAUAAUGCAUUCAAAUGAAUUCUAAAAACGGUUUUUACACGACAGAGAAAAGAGUUAAACUUUAAAAAAUAAUGCUUCUUGGGAGAAAGAUUUGUCUGUUCUUAGUGCCUUUCUUGUCUUGAUAGUAUGGUCAGUAGGCAUUCUUUACAAACUUUUGUUUAAAAUAAAA
This is a messenger RNA of Thamnophis sirtalis, 2438 nucleotides long. The record is from RefSeq and is a predicted model, not a curated record. NCBI's taxonomy places the organism in Eukaryota, Metazoa, Chordata, Lepidosauria, Squamata, Natricidae.